AAAAAACAAAUUGCAGUUACAUAGUGUCAGUUUUUUCACUAAAAUUUUGAAGUAGGCUCUUGAGCAAGAUGAAUGUAAUACGGCACACGAUGUCCCUGGUGUCGUUGGGCGUGUUUCAGCUCGGCCGAAGGACUAGGAGCCAGCAUUUCCGCGGCUUUCUGCUCGGCACCGGGCUUGGGCUGACGGCCUUUUCUUCGGUCACGUACGCACAGGCGGAGGCCCAAAACGCAAAGGUCAACAGAAAGCUGGAUACGUCCAGGUUCAUGGCCGAGCCGAUAACAGAUGCCACAGUCCUGCUGGGGGACAAGGCCAACAUGCGGCACCGAAUGGAGCUGAUGAUUAUGGAGAUUCAGGCAGAGUUCUGCCGCGCCCUGGAGUCGGAGGAGAUGUGUGGCAAGAAGUUUCAGGUAGACCGUUGGCAGCGCGAGGAGGGUGGCGGAGGUAUUACAUGCGUCAUCCAGGAUGGCGAUGUCUUCGAGAAGGCUGGAGUCAACAUCUCCGUGGUCACAGGCUGGCUGCCACCGGCUGCUGUGCAACAGAUGCGCUCCCGCGGCAAGGAUCUGACGGAGGGCGUCAAGCUACCCUUCUUUGCCAGCGGUGUGAGCGCUGUGAUCCAUCCACGUAAUCCACACAUCCCGACCAUCCAUUUCAACUAUCGCUACUUCGAGGUGGAGACACCAGAUGGCAAGAAGCAGUGGUGGUUCGGGGGCGGCACAGACCUCACACCCUACUAUCUAGACGAGAAGGACGCCCGUCACUUCCACCAGACUCUAAAGUCUGCGUGCGACGAGCACAAUACCACCUACUAUCCCAAGUUCAAGAAGUGGUGCGAUGACUACUUCCGCAUCAAGCACAGGAGCGAGAGUCGUGGCAUUGGCGGCAUAUUCUUUGACGACAUCGACUCCCCGAACCAAGAGGCUGCCUUUAAUUUUGUGACCGGCUGUGCCAAGGCCGUCAUCCCUUCCUAUAUGCCGCUCGUCCAGAAGCACAAGAACCGGGAAUAUGGCAACAACGAGCGGCAGUGGCAGCUACUCCGCCGCGGACGCUAUGUGGAGUUCAACCUCAUCUACGAUCGCGGCACUAAGUUCGGACUGUAUACGCCCGGUGCGCGCUAUGAGAGCAUAUUAAUGUCACUGCCCCUUCAUGCCCGCUGGGAGUACAUGCACGAACCCAAGGCCACGUCCAAGGAGGGUGAGCUAAUGAAGGUUCUGAAGAACCCAAAAGACUGGGUCUAACCCAUGACACGAGUUAUUUUUUUAUUUUUAAGUGGGGAAAUGGUGCCUUGCAAAAAGCAAUA
Messenger RNA from Drosophila subobscura, 1297 nucleotides. It is a transcript of the gene Coprox, whose product is annotated as oxygen-dependent coproporphyrinogen-III oxidase. Gene Ontology annotation, cellular component: cytoplasm; mitochondrial intermembrane space. The record is from RefSeq and is a predicted model, not a curated record. NCBI's taxonomy places the organism in Eukaryota, Metazoa, Arthropoda, Insecta, Diptera, Drosophilidae. The coding region runs from base 69 to 1235 and encodes 388 amino acids. The transcript is spliced from 2 exons. Gene Ontology annotation, molecular function: coproporphyrinogen oxidase activity.